AUGUCAUUUUUGUCUAAACACUUAUCAAAAUUGACAGUUAGCUCACAGGAGCAAGAUACUGAAUUAUAUGACGUGAAGGAAAACCAUCUACAGACUGUUGAAUCCGGUGAUGAAACUUCAGAAUCAGAAAUUCAAGUUAAUGAAAAUGGUGCUCCAAUAGAGAAAAAUAAUCCAUUGGGUUAUAACGUUGGUUAUAGCUCACUUGUAUAUUUGGUUGUCUCUGGUAUCAUUGGUACAGGUAUUUUCUCAACACCAGGUACUAUUUUAAAACAAAUUGGGUCAGUUGGUGGUUCGUAUAUUCUUUGGGUUGUUGGUGCUAUCAUUGCGAUUCAAAAAGUGUUGAUUUAUAUUGAAUUCUCAGUUACUAUGCCAAAUAGAUCAGGUGGUGAUACUGCAUAUUUAGAACAAGCUUAUCCAAGACCAAUUUUCUUAAUUCCAAGUGUUUACGCUGCUGUUAAUAUUGUGUUAUCAUUUUUGAAUAGUUCUGCUGUUGCAUUUGGUCAAUAUAUUUUAAAAGCGGCUGAAGUUGAGCCUACUACAUGGCGUCAAAGAGGUAUCGGUGUUGGUAUUUUAACUUUUACAUGUGUCUUAUCUGCAUUGAGUACUAAAUGGUCACUUAGAUUAUCAAAUUGGUUAGGUCAUGCUAAAAUCAUAACUUUAUUAUUCAUCUCAAUCACAGGGUUUGUUGUUUUAGGUGGUGGUACAAGUGUUGAAAAUCCAACUGCUAACUUCAAAAAUGCAAUGCAAGGUGCUACAUCAAGUCCAAAUAGUAUUGCAAAUUCUAUUAUCAAAAUUUCUUUCGCUUAUGGUGGUACAGGUUAUGCUUUUGGUGUUGUUUCCGAAUUGAAGCCUGAAAGACGUUAUACUGGUUACACAAGAGUUGUUCCAAUUACAUUUUUCGUUAUUUUUGUGUUGUAUAUUACAACUGUUACAGCUUUCUAUGCUGGUGGUGGUACAUUAGAUGAAAUAAAAGGUUCAGGUGUCUUAACAGCUUCUUUAUUCUUUGAUAAUGUCUUCAAAACUAAAGCUGCUACAAAAGCAUUAAGUGUUUUGGUUGCCCUAUCAGCAUUUGGUCAUUUAAUUCCAGCUGUUGUUUCUCAUUCAAGAUCUUUAAGAGAAUGUGGUCGUCAAGGUGUUCUACCUUUUAGAAGUUUCUGGGUUUCAACUAAACCAUUCAAUACCCCAUUGGGUCCAAUUUUUGUAACAUGGUUAGUCAAUACAGUCGUUAUGAUUGCUCCACCAGCUGGUGAUGCUUAUAAUUUCAUUGUUGAUAUUGGUUCAUAUGCUGGUUACUUCUUUGAUUUUUUAAUGGCUUUAGGUUUACUAAGAGUUAGAAAACAAAGAAAAGCACUUGGUUUACCACCUGCAAAAUUCAGAGUUCCAUUGGUGUUUAUUAUUAUUCAAAUGUUAUUCCAAGUCUUUGUCAUCAUUAUGCCAUUAGUCCCACCAAAAGCAAAAGAUGGAUCAAUCGAUUUAAAUGGUGGUGAUGUUAGUUUCUUCUAUGCAACAUAUUGUGUGGUUGCCGUUGGUUUACUAUCAUUCUGUGUUCUCUACUAUGUUGUAUGGCAUUUCGUUAUUCCAAAUUUGAAAGGUUAUAGACAUAGAGUUGAUCGUUAUGAAUUGAAAAAUGGUGAAUUGGGUAAUCGUGUUAUUAAAGUUCCAGUAGAAGAAUUGGAAGAAUGGGAUAGAGCCCAUGGUCAUAAUGUAAAGCUUAAUGCUCCAUUAGAUACAAAUUUGGAAACUAUUGAAGUUAUUCCAGAUGGAAAAAGUAAUGAUUUGAGACAUAGAGAUGUGUAA
Molecule: messenger RNA, 1797 nt
Organism: Hansenula ciferrii
Lineage: Eukaryota; Fungi; Ascomycota; Saccharomycetes; Phaffomycetales; Wickerhamomycetaceae
Product: Y+L amino acid transporter
Exons: 1
Coding region: 1-1797 (598 amino acids)
Biological process (GO): amino acid transmembrane transport
Cellular component (GO): membrane
Molecular function (GO): L-amino acid transmembrane transporter activity
Source: RefSeq, a predicted model, not a curated record